Messenger RNA from Patiria miniata (bat star), 2991 nucleotides. Its product is annotated as endoglucanase 4-like. Gene Ontology annotation, biological process: carbohydrate metabolic process. The transcript is spliced from 13 exons. Lineage: Eukaryota; Metazoa; Echinodermata; Asteroidea; Valvatida; Asterinidae. Gene Ontology annotation, molecular function: hydrolase activity, hydrolyzing O-glycosyl compounds; polysaccharide binding. The record is from RefSeq and is a predicted model, not a curated record. The coding region runs from base 69 to 2351 and encodes 760 amino acids.
AGUGGACAAUCAUCAGUAGAUGUCGGAAGGGAUCGAGUGAACGAGAAGAGAUACGGAAAAGGAUUAAGAUGCUACGAACCAUGUUAAUGUGUGUUGGGUUCCUGCUAGUCUAUUUCUCAUUGGCUGACGCAGCAUGCUACACAUGUGGAAGUACAACAAACAUCAGGAAUCAGUGGCCUGGUAACUUUGAUGCCGAGUUCUCAAUUCCCAUCACGAAUUCAGUGUCCGGAGGCUGGAAGCUGAAACUACAGUUCUCCAAACCAGUCACAAGCCUUCAGAUUUGGAAAGCAAAUAUCAAGAACACUAACGGCGACUCCACUCUGUACAUCCUGGAGAACAAAAGAUGGAACCGAAACCUGUCCCCAGGACAGAACCUAGCCAUGAGCUUCCUCGGUCAGUUUGACGGUCAAGCUCCCAGCUUUACUGUCCGUCUACUUGGCCAGGCAGAUUGUGGUCAAUGUUCGGACAGCGCAGUUAUUCACACCACACCACGUCCAGCAGUUUCCACUCCCCUGGGCUGCAGAACCUGCUGUUCUUCGGCUCAAAUCACCCACGAAUGGCCAGGAAACUUCAAUGGAGAGUUCAUCUUACCGAUCGAGAAUGAGGUGACCGGUGGCUGGGAGGUGGAGCUUCUGUUCUCCGAGCCAGUUUCAAAUCUUCAGGUUUACAAUGCCCUAAUUACCGACAUCUUGAAUGGAGGUACAAUUUACAGAUUGAGGAACAAGAAUUACAAUGCUGACCUCGCUGCGGGGACUGUAAACACCCAAAGGUUUCAGGCUUCUACGACAGUUACUCCUAGCUUCACUGCUCACAUGGUCGGUCAACCAGAAUGUUGCCAAGACGAUCCAACAUCCUGUCAAACGUCUACAACAGUCUCACCACCCACAACUGAACCUUCAACGGAACUUCCAACAGAACUUUCCAGUGAACCUCGCACUGUACCUUCAACAAGACUUCCAAUUACUGCACACACAACAACUGCGGUGAAACCCGUUGAGACAACACGCGUCACUCAAUGGACUUCGUCAGCUCCCUACGACUAUGCUGAAGUGAUUCAUAAGUCCAUCUUGUUCUAUGAGGCACAGCGAUCAGGACCUUUACCACCCGAUAACCGCAUACACUGGAGAUCUGACAGCACUUUGAAUGACAUGGGAAUUAAUGGAGAAGACUUGACUGGUGGAUGGUUUGAUGCUGGAGACCACGUGAAAUUUGGUUUUCCCAUGGCAUCAACUGUAACUGUUCUUGCCUGGGGCUUGGUCGAGUACCGCGACGCCUACCUUGCAUCAGGGGAAUUAGACAACAUGCUGGAUUGCAUCAAGUGGGCAACUGACUACUUCCUAAAAUGCCACACUGGACAAUAUGAAUUCUACGGACAGGUUGGUGACGGCAACCUUGAUCAUGCGUACUGGGGCCGACCAGAAGACAUGACAAUGCGCCGACCUGCCUUUAAGAUCACAGCUGCUAACCCUGGGACUGAGGUUGUUGCUGAAACAGCUGCAGCAUUGGCUGCUUCCAGCAUUGCCUUUAGGCAAACAGAUCCAACUUACGCCGAAGAACUUCUUCAGAAUGCGAUAGAACUGUACGCUUUCGCUGACCAAUACAGAGGAACUUACACCAAUGCUAUUCCUAACGCUGCUAGUUUCUAUAAUUCUUAUAGUGGUUACGGGGAUGAGUUAGCAUGGAGUGCAGCAUGGUUGGCCCGUGCUACCGGUAACAACACGUAUCUGACGGCGGCAAAUAAGCACUACGAUGCCUUCCAUAUCGGAGAUGGCACACCCUGGGCAUUUUCCUGGGAUGAUAAGAAAGCUGGAGUUAUGAUGAUGAUGUAUCAAUUGACUGGUGCUACUCGUUAUAAGACUGCUAUCACCAAUUACUUGAAUAGCUGGCAACCAGGGAACAUCCAGUACACACCAAAGGGACUAGCAUGGAGCGUCCAGUGGGGAACUAACCGUUAUGCGGCCAGCACUGCCUUCCUUGCUCUGGUUGCUGCACACGAAGGAAUCGAAGUAAGGAAAUACCAAGACUUUGCCAAGCAGCAGAUUAACUACAUGUUGGGUGAUGGUGGCAGAAGUUUCGUGGUAGGCUUUGGCAAUAAUCCGCCGCAUUCCCCGCACCAUCGAGCAAGCUCCUGUCCUGAUUUUCCCGCGCACUGUGGUUGGAGUAAUCUAAACGACCCUGACCCUAACCUCCACGUGUUAGAGGGCGCCCUUGUCGGUGGGCCAGACAUUAAUGAUGGUUUCGUCAAUGACAGGUUGGACUACAUUCAGAACGAGGUAGCGACCGAUUACAAUGCUGGUUUCCAGUCAGCUCUGGCAGGUUUGAAGUUUUUGGACAUGAAUGGCCUAUAUUAGACGGCAAAGGGACAACUAAUACUCUUCGAUUAUGUAAGAUAAUUCCAAACAUGAGUCAAACAGCUGGAAGCUGUGAAUUAAAAUUUAAGUGCUUAGUGGUUGAAUAUCAAUUUUUUAUUUAUCAGUUUUUCUCAAAAACAUAUUGUUGCGUUUCUCAGGUUUGAAUAUUUGGACAUGAAUGACCAAUAUUAGACGGCAAAGGGACGGCUACUCUUCAAUUAUGUAGGAUUAGUCCAAACAUGAGUCAAACAGUUGGAAGCUGGGAAUUAAAAUUAAAGUGUUGGUUCGAAUAUUAAUUUUAUCAGUUUCUCAAAAAGAUAAAAAAAAAAUAGCCCGGUUAUUUUCAACGCUUUCAUUCACGUUAUUAUGUGGCUCAUUGAAUUGCGAAACGAAAUAGAAGAAAUACGAGAGCAGUGACGAAAUCGUUACAUUCAAAUAAAAGUGAACGUUAACGAAAUAGUUGGGUGUAGAAAUCUAAACGUAAGCAUAACCAGUGAAAAUUGUGGCCAUUAACGUCAAUAAAAUAGAAAAUUGAAGAUUUGAAAAGAAUUGCGAAACGGAAUAAAAAAAUUAGAGAGCAGUGACGAAAUCGUUACAUUGAGCAGUGACGAAAUCGUUACAUUUUUUUUCAAUACAAACU